Xyrichtys novacula (pearly razorfish) is the source of this 280-nucleotide messenger RNA. Lineage: Eukaryota; Metazoa; Chordata; Actinopteri; Labriformes; Labridae. The record is from the annotation of a GenBank genome assembly.
GAAAACUCAGGCCUCCUGGCUGCUCUCUAAUGCCCGGCCUCUCUUAUGCAGCCGAAAGCUCCACAGAGACAUAGGAAAACCACACACCAACACAUUUGAAUAUACACACUGGGCUCUUUUGGUGAAGUGCCUCUUACCACCAAACCAGAUUACUGAAGAGGGCUCUUGCUUGGACACAGUGAACAAAGUGCUUCUCAAGUCGAUGAAAACUGACGUGGAACUGCUGAGAGUCAAACCAGCAGCCAGAGGUCCUCGACCGGGACAGGUUCUGGAUCCCUGA